AUGGGGUUGCAGCAGGUUUAUUCUGGAUUUCUCUGUUUACUUACAGGAUUAUUUGUAAGUACAAAAAUUCAGUUAUGUGAUGGUGGAAUAACAAGUUAUUAUGUGAGAAAUUCUAAUUCUAAUGUGGAUAUGCCAUUGAACAGUGAUGUAUUUCAAGUGCCACCUGGUUACAAUGCUCCCCAGCAGGUUUACAUAACACAAGGUGAUCAUGAAGGAAAGAGUGUGAUUGUAUCGUGGACCACACCUGAUGAACCCGGCUCAAAUGCAGUCCUCUAUUGGGCCGAAAAUAGUAAUGUUAAGAGCUCCGCGGAGGGCUUUGUGGUUAGCUACAAGUACUAUAAUUACACGUCUGGAUAUAUACAUCACUGCACUAUCAAGGAUCUUGAGUUUGAUACAAAAUACUACUAUGAAGUGGGGUUAGGAAAUACAACCAGACAGUUUUGGUUUGUAACUCCUCCAAAACCAGGACCUGAUGUUUCUUAUACAUUUGGUCUCAUUGGGGAUCUUGGUCAGACCUAUGACUCCAAUAGCACACUGACUCAUUAUGAGUUAAGCCCUCUAAAGGGCCAGACAUUACUCUUUGUUGGAGACCUCUCUUAUGCUGAUAAUUAUCCAUUUCAUAACAACAUACGAUGGGACACUUGGGGGAGAUUUAUCGAGAGAAGCGCAGCAUAUCAACCUUGGAUUUGGACUGCUGGAAAUCAUGAACUCGAUUUUGUUCCUGAAAUCGGCGAAUCUAAACCUUUCGUACCUUACAAGCACCGAUUUUCUACACCUUACAGAGCAUCAGAAAGUACUUCUCCGCUUUGGUAUUCUAUAAAGAGAGCUUCGGCCUAUAUUAUCGUCAUGUCUUCUUACUCAGCUUUUGGUACAUACACUCCUCAAUGGAAAUGGUUGAAAAAUGAGUUGCCUAAAGUUAACAGGAGUGAGACACCAUGGCUCCUUGUCCUCAUGCAUUGUCCAAUGUACAGUAGUUAUGUACAUCACUAUAUGGAAGGGGAAACAAUGCGAGUUAUAUAUGAACCAUGGUUUGUGAAGUACAAGGUGGACGUUGUCUUCGCUGGUCAUGUUCAUGCCUACGAACGAUCAGACCGCGUAUCAAACGUGGCCUACAACAUCAUAAAUGGGAAGUGCAGUCCAGUUAGGGAUGAGUCUGCCCCUGUAUAUAUUACUAUUGGAGAUGGAGGAAAUCAAGAGGGAUUAGCUACAGAAAUGACACAGCCACAGCCAAGAUAUUCCGUCUAUCGGGAAGCAAGCUUCGGGCACGGGGUACUGGAUAUUAAAAACAGAACUCAUGCCUAUUUCGGUUGGCAUCGUAAUGAUGAUGGAUUUUCUGUUGAAGCAGACUCGUUAUGGCUUCUUAACAGAUACUGGAAGUUGGAGGAAUCCGCUGUAGCUCUUUCAUGAAAUAAGAUUGUCUCGUUUAUCGCUUACUCAAAACCCGUCUGAUAAGCACGAUUAUAGUCUACAGAGACUAUUACAGAGAGUUUUCAAUGUUAAUUUACUCUCUACAGAGUCGCACACUAAUUUUUCUUCACAAGCUCUUUGUUUUCAUUUAUUAUAAUUAAUUUUGACAAAAUCACAAUAAUUGUCUUGUAUUAUACGUGAAAUUCACGUGUCCGAUGAUGAAUAUAUGUGCUACUCUCUUGAGAGUCAC
Messenger RNA from Lycium ferocissimum, 1657 nucleotides. RefSeq names its product purple acid phosphatase 2-like. The record is from RefSeq and is a predicted model, not a curated record. The coding region runs from base 1 to 1407 and encodes 468 amino acids. Gene Ontology annotation, molecular function: metal ion binding; acid phosphatase activity; protein binding. Lineage: Eukaryota; Viridiplantae; Streptophyta; Magnoliopsida; Solanales; Solanaceae. The transcript has 8 exons.